AUGCUUGAGCCACCUCCGCGGUCGAUGACGUCUCGAUUGGCAACUUGGUUGAGCGGCAACAGCAGGAACAGUCAGAUGCAGCCGGUCAAUGCUGCUGGUGGUGCAUUUGACAUUGUUCCCCUACCCCUCUUCCAUUGGAGUCUUCGCUUCGCCGCGCUGGCCAAGCAGCAUUCGCCAACUUGGCUUGCGGAUGUUGUUGCCCAGAUCGAACCGCACGCGGGGUCAAUCUUGACAGCUGCUUUGACCAUUGUGCUGAUCGCCUUUCUGACCUCGACGAUCAUUAAGCGCAGAAAAGAGUCCGCGAGACCAGUUUCUGUGGCUGUGCCUCACGCCGUCCAAGCAGGAUGGAAUGGCAUGGUGCUUCCCUACCCCACCGUCUCCUCCAAAGCCCAUCCUCGACUAAUCACGUGCUACGAUCCAUCCACUGCUCAGCACAUCUCCGAUAUCCAGGCUGAUGAUGCGUCUGCAAUCUUUGAGAAGGUGCGCAGAGCACAAGCGGCGCAAAGAGCCUGGGGCGACUCGGAAUUUGCGAGGAGAAGGCGGGUACUGAGGACAAUCAAGCAGUGGCUCGCCAACGAUAUGGAAAUUGUGGUCAAGGUGGCUUGCAGGGACACUGGCAAGACGGUGAGUGAUUCGAAGUCGUCUUUCGAGCUGUCCCGCCUACAACAACACUCAAUCGACGUGCUCUGACCUUCCGUCUUUAGGCAGUAGAUGCGCUGCUUGGCGAAAUCCUGACAACCUUUUCGAAGCUCGACUGGCUCAUCGGCAACACCGAGGCUGUUUUGAAAACGGAAGUGCGGCCCUCAAACCUUUUGCUGGCACACAAACGAUGCAAGGUCUUUCACAGACCUCUAGGUGUUGUCGCCGCCUGUGUCAGCUGGGUACGUUCUGCGCUUUGGGCUGCAUCGGCCCCGCGACUGGGUUCUCAUUCUGUCUUCUUGUUGCGCAGAACUACCCCGUCCACAAUCUAAUCUCACCAGCAAUCGCAGCUUUAGCUGCUGGAAACUCUGUGGUAGUCAAGGUGAGCGCAGCAUUGUCGACUCUCCACUUUGAGAGAGUCAGGCUGCUCAGCUUGCCCCGCUCAAUCAUGUAGGUUUCCGAACAAGUGGCUUGGUCCUCUCGGUACAUUUUGACAGCCUUGCAAGCGUGCCUCGUCGCUUGCGGAGAGUCUCCAGAUCUCGUUCAAGUGGUCGUAUGCUAUCCCGGAGAUGCCGAAGCCUUGACAGCCAAUCCAGCCAUCAAGCAUAUGACGUUCAUCGGAUCGGAGACGGUGGCAAAGCUCGUCGCGCAAAGCGCCGCCAAAGCGAUGAUACCGACUUGUAUGGAGCUUGGUGGUGCAGACCCGAUGAUCAUACUUGAAAAUGUGGACCUCAAGUAUUUUGCACCUACCUGGAUGAGAGGCACCUUUGGCGCCGCGGGGCAGAACUGUAGUAAGUACAACGCCGUGUACGCACCACUUAUUGUCGCCACUGUCUCACACAUCGAAAUCUCUGCGAUGCAGUUGGUGCCGAGCGCUUCAUCGUCAGCUCAAAAAUUGUUGACAAAUUCAUUGCAUUGAUGGCACCUCGCAUCGAAGCGCUCAAGCCAGGCUCAUUCUUAGCUGAUACACCUUUCUCCGACUCCAAGGACGUGAAACAGGCCGGCGACCAUGUUGAGCACGUAGACAUUGGCCCCCUGAUCACGGGUGCCCGGAUCGAGGCUUUGGAGGCCAUCAUUGCCGAUGCGGUCAAGGCUGGCGCCAGAGUCAUCAUCGGCGGCAAACGCUACGCGCAUCCCAAACACGCACACGGGCAUUACUUCCAGCCGACCCUCAUAGUGGACAUCAAACCUGACAUGACAAUUGCCCAGGAGGAGUUAUUUGCGCCUAUAUUCCGCGUCAUGUCCUUUGACAGCUUGGACGACGCCAUUGCUCUAGCGAACGGCACUCGCUACGGGCUCGGCUCAAGCGUCUUUGGCUCCAACAAGAAGCAAUGUAUGUACGUGGCUAGCAAGCUCGAUGCCGGCAUGUGCAACAUCAACGAUUUCGCGUGUGGCUACCUCAACCAGGGCUUGCCUUUCGGUGGAGUCAAGGCAUCCGGCUACGGUCGCUUUGCCGGACCAGAAGGCCUGCGUGCGCUCACCUCACCCAAGGCCACGACUGAAGACAUCUUCUUCUCGGCAAUUCGCACAGCGAUCCCACCCCCGCUCGACUACCCUUUGACCAACCCAACGAAUGCUUGGAGCUUUGCGCAAGGUCUUGGCAACUUUGUGGGAGGCAGUCUCUCGCAGAAGGCGCGGGGAAUCUUCGCGCUUAUCCGUGGAUCGUUGUGA
Ceraceosorus bombacis is the source of this 2310-nucleotide messenger RNA. The record is from the annotation of a GenBank genome assembly. NCBI's taxonomy places the organism in Eukaryota, Fungi, Basidiomycota, Exobasidiomycetes, Ceraceosorales, Ceraceosoraceae.